ACAAAACAUAAAACAACUUGAGAAUCCAAAUAAGAGACCAAAAUGGCCAAAGCUCAUCACAUAACCAUCCUUCUCUUCCUCAUAUCCGCCAACUUCCUCGCAGUCAUCAACUCAGCUAGGCUUCUUGAUGAGAUCCAACCUCAGUCUCAGUUAGUCCCUACCAACCAAAUCCCAACCGUUGCUCCAACAGAAGCUGAGGAAGAACCUGCACCAGCAACUACACUCCCAUCUGGUCCAGCAGGGGCUGGACACGAGCCAUUACUAGAGUUCUUUAUGCACGACGUCCUAGGAGGGUCACACCCAUCAGCACGUGUGGUCACUGGAAUAGUAGCACAAACCGAGGUGAACGGCAUACCAUUCUCAAAGGCCAGCAACAGCAUCUUCCCUGUAGACAACGGAGUCCCACUAGUCAACUCAAACAACAUCAACAGCGUCAUUAACCCAAACACAGCCCCACUUCUCACCGGCCUAGGCGGCGCUCAAACCAGCACAGUGAUCCAAAACACUAACGGGAACUCCAACGACGCCCUCAGCACCAACAGUCUCCCCUUUGUAACCGCGGGAAACCUCCCUCCCGGUGCUGCUCUCCAGCAUCUCAUGUUUGGAACCAUAACCGUUGUGGACGAUGAGCUAACCGAAAGCCACGAGCUCGGCUCAGCUGUUAUAGGGAAAGCUCAGGGCUUUUACCUGGCUAGCUCCUUGGAUGGGACGAGUCAGACGCUUUCUCUGACUGUGCUGCUAGACAGAGAGCAUGACCAUCAUGACACUUUGGACGAUGCCAUUAGCUUCUUUGGUGUUCACAGGACCGCCUCUCAUGCUUCUCAGAUUGCGGUUAUCGGCGGGACGGGGAAGUUUGAGCAUGCUAAAGGGUAUGCUAUAGUGGAAACUCUGCAUAAUCAGAACAACCAGCAUAUCACUGAUGGUCAAGACACUAUUCUACACUUCAGUGUAUACCUCACCUACUACAAAGCUUGAAGAUAAAAUGUUUGUUGGGUCAAACAAAGAUAUGAUAUGCUUUUGUAUAUGUUCUUGCUCACUAGCUUCCCCUUGUGGCUUUUUUUCCUUUGUUGUGU
Messenger RNA from Brassica oleracea var. oleracea, 1073 nucleotides. Its product is annotated as dirigent protein 9-like. The coding region runs from base 43 to 975 and encodes 310 amino acids. The record is from RefSeq and is a predicted model, not a curated record. Lineage: Eukaryota; Viridiplantae; Streptophyta; Magnoliopsida; Brassicales; Brassicaceae. The transcript has a single exon.